AUGCCUAGAUCUUCUCGUACAGGUGAACUGCAAUAUAAUCCUGAGAUAGAGAAGACUGCUCGUGCAUUGAGAAAAGCAACAAGAGAACGAGUAGAGGCAUCCUCCUCAUCUACUGGACAUAAUUCAGUAGUAGAUUUUGUGGAUUCAUUUAGUGAGACGGAAGAGAUAAAUAGCAGCAUGGCUAAUGAACGGACAUUGAGAGAAUUGGCUGCACCAGAUUUAAAUCAACAGCCUCUAUGCAUUACUUAUCCUAUAUUAGAUGUUGAAUUUGAGUUGAAAUCUGGACUAAUCCAUUUACUUCCUUCUUUUCAUGGCUUAUCAGGUGAAGAUCUCCACAAGCAUCUCAAAGAAUUCUAUGUGGUUUGCUCGACAAUGAAACCCCAGGGAGUCACAGAGGAGCAAAUUAAAUUAAGAGUCUUUCCAUUUUCCUUAGCCGAUAAAGCUAAGGAUUGGCUCUAUUAUCUGCCCUCUGGGUCAAUAUCCACAUGGACAGACAUGAAGAAGCAUUUCCUAGAAAAAUUCUUUCCUGCAUCCCGAGCUGCAAGCAUUAAGAAAGACAUCUGUGAAAUUCGACAAUUCAAUGGAGAGACUCUACAUGAAUAUUGGGAAAGAUUCAAAGGCAAGAAGUCUGCAAAUGCUCAACAAUUUGGAGACAGGCAGGAUAACACAACUCGUAGAGUCAAUGAGUUAGCUAUAGGACAAACGCAGCAAUUGAAAACAUGUGGAAUCUGCUAUGGUUCGAGUCAUCCAACAGAUAUGUGCCCCACACUCCAAGAUGAUUCGACUGAGCAGGCUAAUGCAGUUGGAUUUCCAGGACCACCUCAGAGGCGGUAUGAUCCCUAUGCAAACACCUAUAAUCCAGGAUGGAGGGAUCAUCCUAAUUUUAGUUAUGCAGCAAGGCCACCAGGAUUUCCACAACAGCCACAAUAUCAACCUAGACCUCAACUUUCACAGCAACAAUCUGCUCCUAAAUCAGUCAAUAGAUUGGAGUCCCAAUUAUCUGGAAAGCUACCCUCGCAGACAAUUGUUAACCCCAAGAAAAAUGCUAGUGCCAUCACAUUAAAAAGUGGCAAAGAGUUACCUAAGCCGAGCAAGAGAAUUUCUGAACAAGCAAUCGAGGAAGAGCUCGAAAAAGAGGGAAAUGUGUCUCAACCUAGGGCCUUGGAACAACCAGAUUUUGGAGAAAAAUCAACACAAGUGGUUACACCUCCGCCUCCAUUUCCUAGUCGACUGGCAAAGUCCAAAAAACAAGAGCAAGAAUAG
This is a messenger RNA of Coffea eugenioides, 1263 nucleotides long. RefSeq lists its product as uncharacterized. The transcript is spliced from 4 exons. The record is from RefSeq and is a predicted model, not a curated record. Lineage: Eukaryota; Viridiplantae; Streptophyta; Magnoliopsida; Gentianales; Rubiaceae. The coding region runs from base 1 to 1263 and encodes 420 amino acids.